Messenger RNA from Klebsormidium nitens, 7673 nucleotides. Lineage: Eukaryota; Viridiplantae; Streptophyta; Klebsormidiophyceae; Klebsormidiales; Klebsormidiaceae. The record is from the annotation of a GenBank genome assembly.
AUGGCGGCCGCUGCCAAGUUUUUGGCUCGGGGGACCAUUACCUGCUGCCCAAUUGGGGCGCCGUCUGGAAAUUGCAGGGCCCCAAGUGGUGUGCGCUCUGGGCUCCCCCCGGCUCCCCUUCCAGGGUUCAGUUACAGAGCAAGCCGCAGUCAGCCACCAUUUUUUGGAAGCAAAGUAGUGCUUUUUCAGCAGUGCAACAGCAGCUUGUCUGGUUUGAGUCUGUUUGGAGAGCGAUCAAAGACAGGCAACAACAGGACAUUUCCCGUCCGUCGAUCAGCCAGACGCAGUGCUGUAGCCACUGCCGGUCGGUCUGAGCCGUAUCCGCACUUCACUGACGAGCCAUCGUCCUUCUUGCCCGCCCUCUUCGAUGGCGAUCUCAGGGCCUGGCUCCCGGCGGGCUUUACGCCGGAGGACGAAGAAGUUGGUGAAGAGGCGCAGCCCGCCAAUGGUCCUGUCAAAGUCUCUGGUGAAGAUGGGGCAAAGGCGAGGGGCGACAGCGGGGAUGUUGCCAGCAUUCCAACAGGAGGCCUCGAUGAGCGGCGGCUGCCGUCGCAGAUUGUUAUCCCGGCUGGUGCUGGUGGGCCUGUCCCGGUGGUGGUGCAGCUGAGCGAGGACACGCUGGAGCUAUUGAACCGCACGCAGGCCCCGCCGCGGCAGUCCGUGUUCAUGUACCUGGCGACUGUCCUGACCAAGGGCGCGUCGUCGGUGCUCCUGCUGGGGGGCUCUGCGAUCAUCUCGGUGGCGGUGUCGCUGAUGGUGCUGGAGCGCGCGGGCGUGCUCAAGCCGCUGUCGGCCGGCAUACAGGGGCCCGCAGCCACGCAGGCCGGCGGCAUGCCCAAGGUGGUCAUCAGGAAGACGGUCGUCAGGGCCCCCUCCGAUCGCGAGGAAGUGCGGGAGGAUGAGGUGGACUCAAAGACGCGGCCCAUUUCAGUGACGCAGCUUCCAGAUGGCUGGACGCAGGAGCGCUUCGGCAAGAUGGGCAAAGACGUGCGAGCUGCAGACAAGUACUGGAAUCGGCUUCGCACCAAGUGGUGGAAGAUGCCCGCAGAAUGGCUUGACGCGGUUGAGCGCGAGGUUGAGCGGCUUGCGCGCAUGCACUCCAUGAGCACGGAGCAUGCGUUUGUGGUGCGCUACCUGGACUGGAUGACGCUCAUGCCGUGGGGGGAGACCACGCGCGAGCGCUAUGACGUGGCGGAGGCGCGCAACAUCCUGGAGGAAGACCACUACGGCCUCGAGGAAGUCAAGGAGCGGCUGCUGGAGUUCAUUGCUGUGAGCCAGCUGAAGGGCACGACGCAGGGGCGCAUCCUGCUGCUGCACGGGCCCCCCGGGGUGGGCAAGACCAGCAUCGCCAAGAGCAUGGCGCGCGCACUCAACCGCAAGUUCCACCGCAUGAGCGUGGGCGGGCUGAACGACCCGGUUGAGUUCAAGGGGCACAACCGCACGUACGUGGGCAGCGAGCCGGGCAAGGUGGUGGGCGCGCUGAAGCAGGUGGGCGUCAUGAACCCGCUGGUGCUCAUCGACGAGGUGGACAAGAUGGCGCACGCCAACUACCGCGGCGACCCCGGUGCGGCGCUGCUCGAGAUCCUGGACCCCGAGCAGAACAAGGACUUCAAGGACCACUACAUGGAGGUCGGCCUCAACCUCUCGCAGGUGCUGUUUGUGUGCACCGCGAAUGACAUCAGCCAGAUCGCUCGGCCGCUGCUGGACCGCAUGGAGACAAUCGAGCUGUCGGGGUACUCGACCGCGGAGAAGGUGCACAUCGCCAAGCGCUUCCUGCUGCCCAAGAUCAAGGACAAGGUCGGCCUGGCGCCGGACCAGGUUGAGAUCACGGACGCCGUGCUGGAGGCGAUUGCCACCAAGUACACCUUCGAAGCGGGGUGCCGCGGCAUGGAGCGCCAGCUCGAGAAGAUCUGCAGAAAGAUUGCCCUGGAGCUGGUGGACGCCAGGCAGGCCAAGGAAGGGCGCACCACGCCUAGCACGCCCUUAGCCACGACGGACACUACCGCGAACCCAGGCGGCCUUCCGAAUGGAAGUACUCCCCCUGGGGUUAUGGAACAGGGCGAGCGAGGUGCGAGCAGCGGGGAGCAGGUGGUGGUUGAAGCAUCACGGGGGGAGGGCAGCGCACAGACAGCAGACGGGGGCGACAGCAGUACCUUUGUUGGAGGGCUUGACGUGAGAGAAAGCUUAAGAUUCGAGGGCAAUGGCGAGCACUUGAGUUCGAGGCAACUCGAAGCUGGCACGAGCGGGAGCUCGGUUUCUGAAACGGAAGCUUGGAACCUGGAAGGGCCACCAGGAAGCGAUGCCAAGUCGCCACUGAAUGGGGAGGCAGCUCGGGGCAGCAAUCAAAAGGCUGGGCGAAACGAACGGGGGGUGGGUACGGGUAAGAGUGCCGGUGCGAGCAUGGAGGUGCUGGAGACGUUACUGGACCGCAUGCGCGCCCGAGGGGAAGGAGCGGCGGCAGAGCACAAAGUGGGGGACGCAGGGAGGUCGGGGUGGCGACCGUGGGGGAACAAGAAGAGCGGCAGGAACGUGGGGAGUCCAGGGAUGGAAGUGGUGGUCACGGGUAACAAGGGGCCCACGCAAGGGCGCCAAGCUGACGCGCCAUCAAGCAGUACUGGAGGAGAGACUUCUGCUGCGGCGGUUCUGCGGGAAACGAGGCAAGCGACGCCUUCAAAAGAGGAGACACGCCAAGGUCUGGAAGUUGCAGGCAAUUCGGGAGGCGGGUUGAGUUCGGAGCUCGUCACGGCUGUGGUCGGGGAAAGAGGAAGAGCACAGGAGGAGGUUCCGGAGUUGGUGGUGGGCACAGCACAGCCGCUGGAUGCGCGCGCCACGGAAGCUGCCGGUGCGCGCGUCGAUCCGCAAUUUGCGGCGCGCGUGCGGACCCUCAAGUACCAGCUGCGCAAGCUGGACGAGGCAUUGCAGCGGUGGGACGCGCUCCGGCCAACCAACACGAAUCAGGCAGAAGACUUGACCGCGCUGCUGGCCAAUGCGGAGUUGCCCACGGGGGAGGGUGGCGAGCUGGACCUGCUGGAAGCGGAGCUGCAAAUGGUGGCGGAGGUGGAGGCGGGCGCGGGGCCGUCCGUGGACCACCCUGCGUGGCCGCUGACGCGCGCGGAGCUAGACGUGGAGCACCACGCACGCAAGGUGCGGCAGCUGCUGGGCAAGGACGACGUGGCCGUCAUGGCGGAGCUGAGCGGGAAGCCGCGGGAAACCGCGCUGUGGCUGCUCGCGAGGGAGGGGCAAGAAGACGUGGCGGACGAGACGGGUGAGGCGGACGAGGCGGGCGGUGAGCAGAACGAAGCAGCGGUGGCAGCAAUGGAGCAGGUGGCGAUUGCAGUGUGGGCGCGGGAGAAGCUGGAAGGGGUGCGCGGAGAGUGGGCGGAGUGCAGGGGCGACGAGCGGCACACGGUGGAGGCGGCACUGGGGGAGGUGGAGAUGCUGCUGCUCCAGUGGGGGCGCGCACUGGAGGGGCGGCCUGCGGCGGCGCAGGCACAGCUGGACGGCAUCAAGGCGGCAGUGGACGGCCAGGCGUGGGCGGCAGCCGCGGCACAGGAGGGGGGCCAGGGGGCCGCCGUAUUGCGACAGCACGCGGGAGCGGCCUUCCCGCAGGGCAAUGCUGAGGGGGUGGUAUUGCUGCGGUCCUGGUGGCGCGCUCUUGAACGGCACUGGCGAGCGGAGGUGGGCCGUUCGAAUGUGCGAGCUGGGGAGGAAAGCAGCAGCGGGGCGAUGGUGGGCGAGGGGGAAGCGAGGCCCGGCCUAGACAUGGUGCCCCGGGGCCUGUGGCAGAACCCUGAGUCGAAGGAUGCGCAGCGGGCAAUUCAAUCAUUUGUGAAGAGGCCCGGCGGGGGUCGGGGAGCGGCGCUGGAGGGGCGUGGGCGCGAGGUGGAGGCGAGCCUGUGGCCCGCGCUGCACGUGCUGCGCAACAUGUACUCGGGCCAGCUGCCGCCCAGCGCCGGCGUGGUGGCGGCCGCGCGGGAGAUGGUGCAGCGCGCAGCGGCGUACGCGGUGGCGGCGGACUCGGGCGAGCUGGAGGCGGAGACGCUGGUGGCGGAGUGGCUGGCGGCCGCAGUAGAGGCGCCACGCGUGGAGCCGCUGCAGCGCUUUGCGGACCUGCUGGGGCAGGCGGUCGCGGGGCAGCUCCCGCCCGAGCAGACGGACGACCUCAAGGCGGCAUUUGCGGGCUUCAAGGACGCCCUCGCAGAGUUCGGGCUGGCGACGGACUGGACCGCGCUCGAAACGGGGCCGGGGGUCGCCGUGCCCGCUGACCUGGACACGGACGGGCUGCUGGGGCUGCACGUGGCGGCGGUGCUGUACAACACGGCGGUGAACCCGGGGUGCCUGGAGGGGCUGACGUAUCCGCGCCUGACGCAGCAGCAAGGGGACGCCUGGAACCUGGCCUUCCUGCGCGAGCUCACGCCACUGCUGCUGCGGAACGAGGCGCUCUAUGUCUUUGAUGGGAGGAGCAUGAUCCUGCCGGACGGGUACAACAUGCGCUGGCCAGGCGAGGGGGCCACCCUGCGACCAGAGACGAUUGCGAGCCAGGGGCAGUCUACGGAGGCAACCAGCGGCGCAGCGGGGGCUGAGUUCGGAGUGGCGGGUUUGAGCACGGAGGAACAGCAGCAGCUGCGGGUGUGUGCGCGCGCGCAGCACUGGCUGGCCGUGCUGGAGGGGCCCUUCCGCACCUUGACUGCCUGGCCCGGCUACGGCGCGCAGGCAACGCGGCCGCGCAACCCCAACGAGGGCGCGCUGCUGCUGCACGGCUUCCUGCUGGCGGACCUGCAGCACAAGCGCACGCGCUACGCGCCACUCUUCGACAAGCUGGCAGCGCAAGGUUGUUCCUGGGGCACGGAGAUCGACGCGCGGCGUGCGCAAGACGUGGGCCGGCUGCUGGGCUUCUCGGGGCGGACCCCGCUGGAGUGGGCGCUCGUGUCGCGCAAGGUGCCGCUGCAAUGGAAGCCGACGCCGGGCGGCGCAGAGCCCCUGCUGCUCUACGAGGAGCCUGCCGUGCUGAAGCAACUUCAGGGCGGCACCGCGGAACUAGAGCGGGCACCGCCUGCCACCGACGCCCGCCCCCCUCUGUUCCCCCAUCUCCGACUGCCGACUCCGUCCCCAGGAGAGCUGGGCCGGGGGGCGCAGGCCGAGCUGACGCUCAAGUUUCUGGAGAGCGACAGCAGCGGUGCGUCCCGACAGAGCAUUCUGGAGGGCCACAAGAAGGCCGCAGACGCCGCAGCACACGCCCAGUACGCAGCGGUGCGCGCGGGGCAGCGCUCCCCGCGGGACGUGCUGCGCCUGCGGCUGGCGCUGAUGCACUCUGCCCAGGCGGCGUACGCAGUGGAGCGGAUGAAGGCGCCGCCCUCGGCGGAGCUGCACGACGGCCUCGAGCUGCUCGACCUGGACGUGGCCACGCGCGAUGCGCUUGGGGAACAGCCCCCCCUGCGGACCAGCGGGCAGCGGUGGCGCCUGGGGGACCCCCUGGAGGAGCUGUUCCCGGGACAGGCGCUGCCAGCGGCAGCUGAGGUGGACCUGGAGUUGGUGCGCGCCGCGACUGCCUUCUUUGAGCGCUGGCGCCUCUUCGAUGCGGCCGGGGGCUGGAAGCGGCAGGCGGACGAGGGGGCGCAGGCGGCGGCAGGCUUCCUGGAAGCGCUGCUGCACAUGAACACCGAGCGCGCCGUGCGCAGCACGCAGCCCGACGCGCUGUUCUCUCAGGCGCUGGACUCCCUCCAAGCCGCGCUGAUGCACAGCUUUGCGAAAACAGCCGGCCCACUGCGGGCAGUUGUCGAGGCGGUAUUUGGGAGCAGCCCGGGUCAGGGGGGGCUCCUCGGGGUGGUGGCGAAAGGAAAGAAGAACUUGCACGACGCGAAGGGGGCCGUGCUGCUCAAGGCGUGCCGGGCCGUACUGUGGUCUCCGGAAUUGUUCUACGGCCCCCUCCUCAACACCACCCGGGUCCUGCAGCUUCCUGCGGAGAGCUUUGGCGACGUGCGCGAGCAGCGGGCCCUGAGACAGCUCCUGUUUGACAACUACAGAAGGGCCGUCCCGGGACGCCUUCUGAACCGGGCGGAAGGGGGCGCCCUGGGCCCGUUGCUCCAGCUGAAGAAGCCGGCCCGCGGCCAGGAGGGGGCGAAGGCCACCCCCCAGGAGCGGGCCCGGGGCAACCCGCACGUGGAGGCGGAGCUGUACGAGCUGCUGUGGGCAUACCUGCGCGAGCGCACCGAGGCACCGCGGGCGGCCGAGCAGCAAGGGGGCCUGCAUCGUUGGUUUGAGGAGCGAUCAGAAGGAGUUUAUCCGAAGCUGAGUGCGGCGGACCUGGGUGUGCUCAACCCGCACGCAGCGCAGCCACCGACCGGCACCAUCGAGGCCCUGCAGCGUAGGCAGAGAGCCGCGCCCGUCCGCUGUGCCACCCCGCGCGUCAACCUGGUCGUGGAGGAGGACGGGCCGCAAAGCACGGGGACCAGGCUGGGCGACGAUGCACGCGGGGCGCCAGAGCGCGCAGAGGAGAGGCUGCCAGGCGGGAGUGGCAGAGAGAGGCACGGGUCGGCGGACAGGCAAGGGGAGACCCUCGACGUGGCGCCAGGAACGACAGGGCCCGUGAAGGACGCAGCCAGCGGGGCGUCGCGGCCGGAUGGUGGGGCGAGCGCGGCGGUGGGCGGCGAGGAGGCGGCGCUGCGCGUGGAGGCGGAGCGGACGGAAGUUGUGCUGGCGAGCACGCGCACGGUGGUGGGGCUGGACAAUUUGCGCAAGUACCUGGGGCGGCCCAAGUGGGGCAAGGAGCGCUGGUACGCGCAGACGCCCACCGGGGUCGUCAUGGGCCUCGUCACCACGCAGGCAGGCGGCCAGAUCGCGUACAUCGAGGCCAGUCUGAUCAGCAAGUCUGCCGGCAGCCGCGAGGGCAGCAUCUUGGCGACGGGCCAGAUGGGCGACGUGCUCAAGGAGAGCACCACCAUCGCGCACAGCGUGGCCGCGCGCGUCCUCGCCGCCAAGCAGCCGGACAACGCCUACUUCGACCACGCGCGCAUCCACGUGCACAUGCCCGAGGGCGCCACCCCCAAGGACGGGCCGUCCGCGGGGGUCACGCUCGUCACCGCGCUGCUCUCGCUCGCCAUGGACAAGCCGGUGCGGCCGAAUCUGUCGAUGACGGGCGAGAUCACGCUGGUGGGGCGUGUGCUGCCGGUAGGCGGCAUCAAGGAGAAGGUUUCGGCCGCGCGGCGCGCCGGCGUGCAGACGAUCAUCCUGCCCGCCGAGUGCGCACACGCGUGGGACGAGCUCGCGGACGACGUCACAGCGGGGUUGGAGGUGCACUUCGCGGAGACAUACGAGGACGUCUUCCGCGUCGCCUUCGACACCGGCGGGCAGCAGCCGGCCAGCGAGCAGGAAGGCGGCGACGCAGCAGAGCCCGCGCUGGAGGGCGCAGUCGUGGGGUAGGGGAGGAGCGAGGCGGAAUGUGAAAGUCGAAGCGUCGGAAGUUUGGGAGGUAAAGCGGCAGAUCCGGGACAUCCAUUGGCAAAUGCAGCAACGAUUUUGAGGUGUACGAUGCCCAGCUCAGGAACCAUCGACAUAAAGCUACGGUCUGUACAGAUUUUGAACAAAGUAGUGACAUGGCUAAAGGUGUUGAUGGAAGGUCCUCUUGUCAUUGAUAGCUCGUUAAAACGGAAGGAAGAAGUCAAGACCAAGGUCGG